Messenger RNA from Rhinopithecus roxellana (golden snub-nosed monkey), 681 nucleotides. RefSeq names its product cancer/testis antigen 1-like. The transcript has 3 exons. NCBI's taxonomy places the organism in Eukaryota, Metazoa, Chordata, Mammalia, Primates, Cercopithecidae. Bases 1 to 534 code for a protein of 177 amino acids. The record is from RefSeq and is a predicted model, not a curated record.
AUGCAGGCCGCAGGCCAGGGCACAGGGGGCGCGGCGGGCGAUGCUGAUGGCCCAGGGGGCUAUGCUGGCGGCCCAGGAGAGGCGGGUGCUGCGAGCGGCGGAGGUACUCAGGGCAUCGCGGCAGCAAGGGCCUCAGGGCCAGGAAGGGUCUCAGGGCCAGGAGGAGGCGUCCCUCGUAGGCCACGUGGUGGCCCGGCUUCACGGCUGAAUGGAUGCUGCAGAUGCAGGACCAGGAGGCCGGACAGCCGCCUGCUUGAGUUCUACCUCACCAUGCCUUUCCCGACACCCAUGGAAGCAGAGCUGGCCCACAGGAGCCUGGCCCGGGAUGCCCCACCGCUCCCCAUGCCAGGGGUGCUUCUGAAGGAGUUCACCGUGUCUGGCAACAUACUGACUAUCCGACUGAUUGCUGCGGACCACCGCCAACUCCAGCUCUCCAUCAGCUCCUGUCUCCAGCAGCUUUCCCUGUUGAUGUGGAUUACGCAGUGCUUUCUGCCUGUGUUUUUGGCUCUGCUUCACUCAGGACAGAGGCGCUAAGCCCAGCCUGGUGCCCCUUCCCAGGCGUGCCUCCUCCCCUAGGGGAUGGUCCCUGCACCAGUGGCCACUUCAUUGUGGGGGCCUGAUUGUUUGUCGCUGGAGGAGGCCGGCUUACAUGUUUGUUUCUGUAGAAAAUAAAACUGAGCU